GCGCGGCUUCCUCCUCCGGGCGCAGGAGGCGAAAGUUUGGCCCCCCACGUGGCUCCCUCGUGCAAGGCCGGGGGCGGGCAGGGCGGCCAAGGGUGGGCUUUUGAGCCCCUCCCGGCGCCAUCGGAGCCGCACUGAGCGCAGCCGCCGCCAGAGGAGGAGCGAAAGCAGCCGGACGCGCCAUGCCACCCGCCGAGAUCCUCAGCGGCAAGACCGUUUCCGCGCAAGUACGGGAGAGAUUGAAGAGCCAAGUGGCAACCUUAAAGGAGAGAGUUCCGGGAUUCAGGCCAGGCCUUGCAAUUUUGCAGGUUGGUGAUCGGGAUGAUUCAAAUCUCUACAUUAGCAUGAAGCUGAAGGCGGCGGCUGAGAUCGGGAUCAACGCCAAUCACAUCAAGCUGCCAAAUACCGCGUCGGAAGCUGAGGUGCUGAGGUGCAUUAAUGCGCUGAACGAAGAUCCGGCCAUUCAUGGGUUUAUCGUGCAACUGCCUCUGGAUUCGAACAAGCCCAUCAACACCGAGAAAAUAACCAACGCCGUGGCACCCGAGAAGGACGUGGAUGGAUUGAGCAGCAUCAAUGCAGGAAAGCUUUCCAGAGGAGACCUGGGCGACUGUUUCAUCCCUUGCACACCCAAAGGGUGCAUGGAACUCAUCCGGCAAACAGGAAUCCAAGUGGCAGGCAAGAGAGCCGUGGUGAUUGGGCGGAGUAAGAUAGUCGGCGCGCCGAUGCAUGACCUUCUGCUAUGGAACCACGCCACGGUGACCACGUGUCACUCCAAGACUGCAUCGCUGGCUGAGGAGGUCAGCAAAGCAGAGAUCUUGGUGGUCGCCGCUGGCAAAGCUGAAAUGGUGAAAGGCGAGUGGAUUAAACCGGGGGCGGUCGUGAUAGAUUGCGGGAUCAACCACAUUCCAGAUAGCACAAAGGCCAGUGGGAAAAGGGUAGUCGGUGACGUGGCUUACAAGGCAGCCAAGGAGAAAGCCUCUUACAUCACCCCAGUGCCUGGCGGAGUUGGACCAAUGACUGUGGCCAUGCUGAUGCAGAGCACAGUGGAAAGCGCCCAGCGUUUUCUAGAGAAAUACCAGCCCGGCAAGUGGAAUAUUCAGUACAACCAGCUGAGUCUUAGAACCCCUGUUCCGAGCCCCCCCUCCUCUCCAACGCUGCGCCCCCCGAGGCCUCGCGUUGCCACUUACCCGGGCGGGGAGAGCCGUGGCUGGGCUGCGCUCCGCUCGGCGCGGCCGCCUCCUGCUGCUGCUGCAACAAAGGACUUCCGCCCCCGGCCGCGCCUGCUGCUGCUGCUGCUGCUGCUCUCGCCGCAGAGGCAGCUCCGGCUCGGCUGCGACCGCGCUCCGCCGGACCCCUCCCCCCGGAGGGCCGCCAGCCAGCGGCGCCUGGCCCUGCUGGCGGGCGGCGGCUGGGGCGGCCGCGGCCAAUGCACAGGCAUGGCCCGGCGCCUCCCUCCCAGCCCCCGGGCCCAGCCUGGCGGAGAGCGCCUGGCUCGGAUCCCCACCCCCACCCCAAGCAGCGCCCGGGCCCUUCUGCAGCACGGCGCCCCGGGCCCUGCACCGCUGUUGGUGGCCCGGCCUUUGCCCGGGGCUUUCUUGUGCUGCGCGCAGGGCUGGAUCUGGGCACUGGCAUGUGGCAUCGGGUGA
Sphaerodactylus townsendi is the source of this 1643-nucleotide messenger RNA. It is a transcript of the gene MTHFD1, whose product is annotated as methylenetetrahydrofolate dehydrogenase, cyclohydrolase and formyltetrahydrofolate synthetase 1. Gene Ontology annotation, molecular function: methylenetetrahydrofolate dehydrogenase (NADP+) activity; methenyltetrahydrofolate cyclohydrolase activity. Gene Ontology annotation, biological process: tetrahydrofolate interconversion. Lineage: Eukaryota; Metazoa; Chordata; Lepidosauria; Squamata; Sphaerodactylidae. Bases 180 to 1643 code for a protein of 487 amino acids. The record is from RefSeq and is a predicted model, not a curated record. The transcript has 11 exons. Gene Ontology annotation, cellular component: cytosol.